Messenger RNA from Closterium sp. Naga37s-1, 510 nucleotides. The record is from the annotation of a GenBank genome assembly. NCBI's taxonomy places the organism in Eukaryota, Viridiplantae, Streptophyta, Zygnematophyceae, Desmidiales, Closteriaceae.
AUGGACCAGGUGACAGCAUGGCAGAUCAAGGGACGGGUUUCGGCCUACGUGGACGUGACAGCUGGCAUGCUCGCCAUGGAGCUGCAGGACCCAGUCCUCUGCCCAAUCCCACAAUCGCCUGCUGCAGUUGCCGGUGCUGCGUCUGGCUGUCACUCAGGUGAGAGGAAGGGGUGUGGAUGGUGGGAGUUGGACGAGGGGGAGGGGGGGGAGGGGGACGGGGAGAGGGGAGGGAUGGAAAGGGGCAGUGCAAAAAGUGGUAGUGGUGAGAACGUGGGGAGGCCCGGGAGGGGAGCAAGAGGAGAAGGAAGCGGGGAGGAGGAAGAGGAGGAGGAGGAAGAGGAGGAGGAAGAGGAGGAGAAAGGGGAUGCGGAAGGGAAAGGGGAAGGGGAAGGGGAGAAAGAAGGGCAAGGGCAUGGGGAUAGAAUGGAGUGUAUUGGUCAAGAGGAGGAAGGAUUAGGCGAGGAGACGCCUGUUGAUGGUGAGGAGGAGAAAGGAGAGAGAGGAGGAUGA